Messenger RNA from Melospiza melodia melodia, 1299 nucleotides. RefSeq names its product nei like DNA glycosylase 2 (gene NEIL2). Lineage: Eukaryota; Metazoa; Chordata; Aves; Passeriformes; Passerellidae. Gene Ontology annotation, biological process: base-excision repair. Gene Ontology annotation, molecular function: DNA N-glycosylase activity; damaged DNA binding; zinc ion binding. The transcript is spliced from 4 exons. The record is from RefSeq and is a predicted model, not a curated record.
AAUGAGGAGAAUGUUUUGUGUAUUUCUCAGUUGCAGCUUCCCUUCAAGUCUAGGGCAGAGUGUGACAAGGACCUGCUAAUCCCCCUGCAGCUGCUGGAGAUGCCAGAGGGCCCUUCAGUGAGGAAGUUCCAGCUGCUGACCUCCCCUUUUGUGGGACAAGUGGUGGCCAAGGUGGGGGGAAGCAGCAGGAAGCUCAGUGUCAAUGACCUGAAUGCCCUGAGGCUCCAGGACUCCCAGGUUCAUGGGAAGAACUUGUACCUGGCAUUUGUGGCAGCUGAAGGUCCCAUUGGGCCAACUGCAGAAGAGACAGCGCUGCAAAGAGAGGCUGCUUGUGGGGCACACUGUCCUGCUCAGGGACAGCAGGGACAGGCUGGUGUUCCACAUCCCCAUUCCCAGGAUGAUGAGCUGCAGGAAGCCCAGAACUCAAGAUCUGAAGCCCCAGAGGCAGCAGAGGGUCGGGGCAAUUGGCUGCGCAUCCACUUUGGCAUGUUCGGCAGCGUCCGCGCAAACGAGUUCUCGAGGGCAAGCAGAGCCAACAAAAGGGGGGACUGGAAGGAUCCUGUGCCCAGGCUGGUUCUGCACUUUGAGAGUGGAGGCUUCCUUGUUUUCUACAACUGCCGGAUGCUCUAGUGCUCCUCUCCCAGGGCUGAUCCUGCUUCUGACAUCUUGUCUGUGGAAUUCCACCGAGGCCAGGCGCUGCGUGCCCUCCGUGCACCCAAUCCUGUCUGCUACACCCUCCUAGACCAAAGAUAUUUUUCAGGGCUGGGGAACAUCAUCAAGAACGAGAUCCUGUACCUGGCCAGGAUCCACCCUUUAACACCAGGCUCCCUCUUGGCUCUCUCAGAUCUGGAGUAUCUCCUGGACUGCGCCCUUCAGUUCAGCUCUGAGUGGCUGCACAACAAACUGUGUGGCCAAGGGCUGCACCCCCAGGUGUACCAGAAGGAGCAGUGUCCCCUGGGACAUCCCCUGAUGAAGGGCACUUUUGGACCCUUGGAUGGCUUCAAGAGACUGACGUGGUGGUGCCCUCAGUGCCAGCCUGAGCUGCUGCCAGGGGAUGGGGACCCUUCCCCAGUCACUGGGUGAUCUGUCCUGCAGGGUGCUGGGUGGUUUCUGAUCCAUGCUCCUCGUUGUCCUAGAAGGUCUCUGUGGUUUCUUUUAGGCUGUUGAGUUUGGUCCUUAGGGAGUUGGCAGAGUUAAGUGCUCAGUGGAGGUCCCAGGUCCUCUGAGUGGCUGCAGAAAGGAAAAAGUGGCUGUCCAUGGUUUUUUUUUUUUGUCAUAGUGUAAAGAGUUUGACCAGGU